AGUGUUUCUUUAAUGUUGCUCACAAGACGCUGAUCGCUAGUAAAUGAUAAGGUGUAGCUAUAUAUUGUAAUUACCAUUGAAAUGCCUAUGAAAGGAAGAUUCCCUAUCAGGCGAACGCUGGAGUAUCUUAAGAAAGGAGAUGUCGUCUUUAAAAAUAGAGUAAAGAUUAUGACAGUAAAUUACAACACAAAUGGAGAGCUCAGCGACGGCGCAAGAAAAUUUGUGUUCUUCAAUAUUCCACAAAUUCAGUACAAAAAUCCAUGGGUUCAAAUUAUGAUGUUCAAGAACAUGACACCUUCGCCAUUCCUGAAGUUUUACCUAGAAGAUGGAGAGCAGGUGUUGAUGGAUGUGGAGGGAAAAGACCAUAAACAGAUCACACAGCACGUCAAGACAAUUCUCGGCAAGACUGACGAGGUUCUGCAGGCGGAGGCUCUAACCCGGAUGGAGGCCUCUAACCCAGCCAAUUUUGGACCUAAGAAGUACUGUCCGAGAGAGUGUAUUUGUGAGGUGGAGGGCCAGGUCCCCUGCCCUGGUACUACACCUUUGCCCAAAGAGAUGACUGGGAAAUACCGUGCCAAAAUGGCAGCCGCACAGGAAUGAAAAUGGAAGGAAUUAUGAACUGUUAUUGGCACGUUUCACUGGAAAUAUUGUGGAUAUUUUUUUUUACAUUAAAAAAGAAAACCAAAUUACAA
This is a messenger RNA of Esox lucius (northern pike), 692 nucleotides long. It is a transcript of the gene mrps25, whose product is annotated as mitochondrial ribosomal protein S25. Gene Ontology annotation, cellular component: mitochondrion. The record is from RefSeq and is a predicted model, not a curated record. The coding region runs from base 82 to 600 and encodes 172 amino acids. Lineage: Eukaryota; Metazoa; Chordata; Actinopteri; Esociformes; Esocidae. The transcript has 4 exons. Gene Ontology annotation, molecular function: structural constituent of ribosome.